This is a messenger RNA of Leptopilina heterotoma, 589 nucleotides long. RefSeq lists its product as uncharacterized. The record is from RefSeq and is a predicted model, not a curated record. The transcript has 3 exons. Lineage: Eukaryota; Metazoa; Arthropoda; Insecta; Hymenoptera; Figitidae. Gene Ontology annotation, cellular component: plasma membrane. Gene Ontology annotation, biological process: detection of chemical stimulus involved in sensory perception of smell; sensory perception of smell. The coding region runs from base 68 to 535 and encodes 155 amino acids. Gene Ontology annotation, molecular function: odorant binding; olfactory receptor activity.
UCCGUAUUCACUUGACUCGAAAAUUUUAUUUAUUUCAUCUUACAUUUACCAAUUAAUUGGCAUCAAUAUGGCAAUAAGUAUAUCAGUUGGUAUCGAGUGUUUGGCACUCACGACAAUGCUGCAAAUUUACGGUCAACUGAAAAUAAAUAUACAUCGCUUAAAACUACUUUCGAAAUUAUCAAAAGAAAUUAAUAAUAAUUAUAAUGAAAAAUCACCAAUGUAUGAUCAAGAAGAGUACACAAAAAAUUGCAUAAAGCAUCAUCACUUCAUAUACGUACUGGGUAAAAAUUUAAACAAACAAUUCGGUUUCGUAGUCUUCUCACAAUUUUUCGCCUCGUCAAUAAAUAUUUGUGCAAUAAUUUUCAAUUUAUCAAAAGUCAAUUUAAACAGUCGAAUUGGUUCGAUAAUGAUUUCGGCAGCAGCAACUUAUUUUUUCCAAAUUUUCAUUUACUGCUACUAUGGAGAUUUAGUCAGAAGAAAGGUAGUGAAAUCAUCAUACUCUUCGUAUAAUUUACUAAAAAGUAGCUACAAUUAAGUAAAUCGAAUAAUUGCACAAAAAAAUGUGUUAAAAAUUAAUAAUGUUUCAGCG